ACUAAUUAGUAUAGCCUGUGUGUUGGAUGGACCUGUGUUGACCCUAAUACAAUGGAGCUUGUCCUGCCUUUUAUAGUCCUCUGAAAGUAUCCGUUGCAUAUGUCUGAAUCUGAUCAUCAUAUCUCAACGGUUUCUGACAGAUAUAUGUGAAACUCAUACAGAUUUUCAGGUUUUGAAGGUUUCUGUCAGAGAAUAGAACUCUGCUUGACAGAAGAAAGCUAUCAAAUUUGUUAGCAUACAGAGCAGGAGAAGCAAAUAUGGGAAUCAAACAGUCAAGGCCUCAGAGCUAUCACCAUAAUACCCCAUAUCAAUAUCCCCCUCCCACUCCAUCAAUUCCUAGUUCUUCACCCUACCAUUCCUAUUCUGGAAGAUACGUUGACCCUGAGAGAAGUGGCCUGCAUCCCCCUCCCACUCCAUCAAUUCCUAGUUCUUCACCCUACCAUUCAUAUUCUGGAAGAUACGUUGACCCUGAGAGAAGUGGCCUGCAGGCAAGGUACUCAAGAAUUGGAGAUGAUUACAGCUCUCUAGAGCAGGUGACAGAAGCUCUGUACCAAGCUGGUUUGGAAUCUUCCAACCUUAUUGUGGGGAUUGAUUUUACCAAAAGCAAUGAGUGGACAGGUGCUCGUUCCUUCAAUCGAAAAAGCCUGCAUCAUGUGGGUGAUUCUUUGAACCCAUAUCAGCAGGCUAUAUCAAUUAUUGGAAGGACUCUUUCAGCUUUUGAUGAGGAUAAUCUCAUUCCUUGUUAUGGCUUUGGUGAUGCAACCACACAUGAUCAAGAGGUUUUCAGCUUUUUCCCAGAUGAUAGGCCUUGCAAUGGCUUUGAGGAAGUACUUUCUCGUUACAAAGAACUAGUCCCACAAAUUCGAUUAGCCGGACCAACUUCUUUUGCUCCCAUAAUAGAAACUGCUAUUGAAAUUGUGGACACCAGUGGUGGUCAGUACCAUGUUCUUGUGAUUAUUGCUGAUGGGCAGGUGACAAGAAGUGUAGACACACGCUAUGGCCAGUUAAGCCGUCAGGAACAAAAUACAAUUAACGCCAUUGUCAAAGCAAGCGAAUACCCCCUGUCAAUAGUUCUGGUUGGCGUUGGGGACGGGCCAUGGGAUGUGAUGCAGCAGUUCGAUGACAACAUUCCUUCCAGGGCUUUUGACAAUUUCCAGUUUGUGAAUUUUACAGAUAUUACGAGGAGAAACACUUCUAUAUCCAAGAAAGAAGCUGAUUUUGCUCUGGCAGCAUUAAUGGAGAUACCAUCACAGUACAAAGCAACAUUAGACCUCCAUCUCUUGGGAUGUAGAAGAGGAACUCCUGGGAGGACUCCUCUUCCUCCUCCUGUUAAAAUCCACCCAAUAGUAAACUCCUAUACUCCAUACCAGGGUUCAAGCAACUUUGAACAGAGCAUUGCAUAUCCUUUUGCUCCUUCUCCUGCUCCCACAGACAAUUCUUCGCAUAACAGGAACUGUCCUGUAUGUUUCUUUAGUACAAAAGAUCUUGCAUUUGGAUGUGGGCAUCAGGCUUGUUAUGAAUGUGGAAAGGAGUUGGUGAAUUGCCCUAUUUGUCGUACUCACAUUACUACUAGAAUAAGACUCUAUGACUGAUGCAUCAAGCUGUGCAUCCAGAUUUGGGGACUUGACAGAAUGAAGAAUGUUUGGGAUGAUGAGGGCUCCUGCACUGCCCUAAAGCUAUUUCAGAGCCUUUUAUUAUGCCUCUGUAAAUACUAGUAUUCCCCAAAUCUUCACAAACAAUGUGAUUCUGUAUGCUUUUGAUUUCUACUUUCAAAGUUUGAAUUGGGCACUUGGUGAUCGCUCGUCAUUUUUUUUUUUUGUUUGAAGGAGAUGGUUUGGCUCUUUUCUUAUGGUGACUUUAUUUUCCUUCUUUGAAAGGGGUUCAUCUGCACUAUGAAUGGUUUAAACGACUUUUUUUUCCUUCCUUGAAGGAGUUCAUCUGCACUAUGAAUGGUUUAAACUCCAUGGAAAUGUGACAUAUUACGCUUUCUCAUCGAUGCAUUCUGGGGAACUAUGGGAUUUACAGUUUUGGGUUGGAUAGAAUCUAAGGAUCUUCAUUUGGGAAAAGUAACUCUUUGCAUUUGUGAUGACCCUGUCAAGGAAAAAAGGAGGUUGUUGUCACCCUGCCAAACACAGCAAUUUUGCAACAAGUAAUGAUACAUGAUCAUUUUCAAGAAAUUCAGUCAUGUUUUCAUCGUAGUCCAAGAAGUGUAACAAUUUUUCCAUUCCAUCAGUAAUGCCUGUACAGAGAGACUCCCAUUCCAUGGAACUCCUCAUCAGGCAGAAAUCUAAAACAUCCCUCUACACAGACUGCAUUUGCUGACCUUCUUUCUUUGUUUGAAACUCUAAUCUAUCUAUCUUGUUAGUAUUUUGAUCAUUCGGGUUUGGGUUUAACGCUCUAAUCUUUGCGCAGGGAAAGCUUACCAAGGUCUUAACUGAACAGAAAUUUCCUUGUGGAUGAUUACAGUAGAUGAGCUCUCAUUUCUUUGGAGGUCAACUUUACCACUAAGCGGUAUGCGUUUGCGAUCAAGAUCAUUUGAAAAGAAAUCUACUUACACCAUUUUUUGUUAUUAAGGCCUUUCAUACCUCAACUCAUCCACUUCAUUUUCAAAGCACUUUACAACUAUUUUGGUUUGGACUGAAAACUACGAAGAUAACUGGUUAAUGGGAUAAAAGGAAUCAACUAAAGUGGAUUCAAUGCAUGUAGUUCAAGUUGAACGCUACGGACAAACAUGUUUGGCUUACACGAAAAAGAGAACUGCCUAAUCUCUCUCAGUAACUUCCAACUUGUUGCUUCCACCAUCUUUCACAGGUUAAUAUCCAAUAAGGUACUUUGAAUGGCUGUAGAAGUAAUGGAAAAGACAACUUCAUAAAGCUAAGAUAGUGUGAAACUUAGAAAAACUGUGCGAAAAUUGGGUCUUCUGGUCAAAAAAUGCGGACAUUGGAGACGCUCGUGGUAGUUGAAGAUAGACAUCAAAUGAGUGGACGACCAAGAAAUUGCAAGACCCAUCACUCUUUGAUUGAAUAUUGUUGAAGGAGAUGAUAAGGCACAUACUGGUAUAUAUAGGAUACAAGAGAGCACAUAGCUUGACAUUCUUCAAUUUGAGACUCAGGAAACAGUUAUGAGGAAAGAAAUCUUGGUGACUGCUCUGGCAUGGCUCCUAGUGGUGGCAUUCAUUGUCACCUAUGCAACUGCAACUGAUCAUUUCCAGGCUGUUGAUCAUAUGGUUCAUCCCCAAGCUGGGUGUCGAUGCUGCUGGUUCAUUUGGAAGCCUCGCAUCAGUUGUGGGAAAGCCUGCUGUGGGGAUGGAUGUUGCAGUCUGAAGUGAUGCAUCAGGAACUCCAACAAUAACUAUGAUAAUAGGAAGCUGCAAUGUCUUCCCCAGAAGCAAAAUAAACCUAGUUAUAUCCUAAAAAUGACCUGGAAAUAAGGAGCUUCUGUAUGAAUUUUUCCUAAACGGGAUGUCUUUUGAUAUUCAGAUUACAUAAACUCUAGCAUAUACAUCA
Vitis riparia (riverbank grape) is the source of this 3506-nucleotide messenger RNA. RefSeq names its product E3 ubiquitin-protein ligase RGLG2-like. NCBI's taxonomy places the organism in Eukaryota, Viridiplantae, Streptophyta, Magnoliopsida, Vitales, Vitaceae. The record is from RefSeq and is a predicted model, not a curated record. The transcript is spliced from 12 exons. Bases 258 to 1592 code for a protein of 444 amino acids.